Molecule: messenger RNA, 612 nt
Organism: Morchella importuna
Lineage: Eukaryota; Fungi; Ascomycota; Pezizomycetes; Pezizales; Morchellaceae
Exons: 3
Coding region: 1-612 (203 amino acids)
Source: RefSeq, a predicted model, not a curated record
AUGCGCUUUACCACUGGUACUGGAAUAUUCAUGCUCCUAGCAUUGAGCUUCACAGCUUCAGCGCGAGAGAAUUAUACUGCACCAUCAGCUGGCACUACGAUAAUGGACUACCUGAACUCUGAACCCGACCUUUCCAGUCUCGCCGCUGCCAUGAAACUCCCUCUUGGCUUCGAAACGGCCUUUAGUCACACCCCCGAAACCAAUAACUUCACUUUCUUCGCACCCAACAAUGCCGCCUUCGCCUCAAUGUCCCAAAACCUAAAACGCUUCUACAUCACACCCUCUACUAGGGGCCGCGCCUACCUUGGAAACACAUUGAUGUACCAUUACCUCCCUGUCGAUGUGUAUAAAACCGACGGCGGCGUUCUCUUCACAGACACGUUCUCGCGCGUGCAGACAGCGACGUUCUUAUUCUUGGGUACGCAGAAAGUAGGCGAGGAUUUGGUACUGAACAGGAGGGUAAAGGUCGUCAAAGGCGAUAUUCCGGUUGCUGGGGGGGUUAUACAUAUUGUGGACGGUAUUUUGGACCCGACAGGUAUGUUCUUUGAUGAUGAGUAUGCAGUGCCAAAGGUUAAGCAGACUUUUAUGGCGGGGUGGGAGCUCCCUUAUUAG